UUUACUCUAUAGUCUAUAGGCUGUUGUAUACUUUUAUGCCGUUUACUUUAUGUUCAUAUUUUAUAAUAUUGUUGGAACUCGGAGUUUGAAAUAUUGAAUAUUUUUUUAAUAUUUAUAUAUCUUUACGCAAUGUCGAAAGUCUCUACAGAAAUUUCAGGCCGAGCAACCACCGACCAAAUGAUUGCUUUGAACGGUUUUUUAAAGGUCGAUCCACAACUACUAAGUGGUAAGUUUAGUAGUACGUUCACCUUUAAGAUUGCUCAAAAACGAUGGGAAAUUAUUGCCGAAUCAUUAAAUGCCAUGCCCGGGGCUGUUAAAAGUUGGAACAAAUGGCGUAAAACAUUUCAAGACAAUCGUACUAAGACAAAAUCAAAACAUUCGAUGAUUCGUGCAGAUAUGAGGAAAACUGGUCUAAACACUCCUUGCUCUAGCCUUUCUGUGGUUGAAAAUGAUACGUUGGAGCUGAUCAACCCAACUAGCAUUUCUGGUCACACAUCGAGCAACGCUUCUAAAGCUUAUUUUGCGUUUGACGAUGACUCUGAUUUAGGGACACAACAACUUGAUGACAAUAUUGUCACAGUUGAUAUGAGUGAAGUUUUGCUACAGGAAGAAAAUUCCAUUCCAUUUGGUACCUCAUCUCCUCUUCCAAAUCCUAACAUCAAUUCCAUUAAUGAUCCAAUCAAAAGUAUGUUCAAAAUCAAUUUUCCUGUAAGAGCUGUUGUUAGCUUAACCAUUCAAUUUUCCUUAAAUUUCCUUUAACAGUUUCUUUUCUUAUAUUUCAAAUAUUUCACCAUAAGUAUUGCUUUAUACAUUUUAAUACUACAAGUAAUACAGUCAACUGUAUUAUUCAACUCAGUAGCGCAACCAGAAUUUUUUUAAGGGGGGGGGGUCCAUACUUAUUUUAUUAUUUUAAAUUAAAUAAAAGAAUAAUUUAUCUUUUAUCGCCCAUUAUAGGUAUGGCUCAAGGUGGGGGGUCUGGACCCGGGGACCACCCCCCUGGUUGCGCCACUGAUUCAACUCAAUAUCAUAUAUCUUGAGUAAUAUUAAUUUUGUAAUUUCUAAAAUACUAUGUCUUUUAUAAAAUAUUUUAUUAUCUUAUAUUAUGAUUUAGUAGAAAUGAAUAUGUUUUUUAUUAUAGAAACUACAACUUUAAAAUCAAAAAGGGCAUCAACAGAAAAAAGACUUGAUGAGAGUAACGAUGCUGCAACACGACUGGCUAAUCUGGGGGAAAAAAAAUUGGCUAUGAAAGCUCAAUACUAUAAAGAAAAAUUGGAAUUAAUGCAAAAAAAAAAAUGACAUUUUAAGCUGCAUAGCAGACGCACUCGUCAAUAAAAAUAUUUAAUUUUUUUUUUUAAUAACCUUAAUAUUCAUUUAAUAAAUUCUUAUAAGACAUACGUACAUA
This is a messenger RNA of Acyrthosiphon pisum (pea aphid), 1402 nucleotides long. RefSeq lists its product as uncharacterized. The coding region runs from base 130 to 759 and encodes 209 amino acids. Lineage: Eukaryota; Metazoa; Arthropoda; Insecta; Hemiptera; Aphididae. The transcript is spliced from 2 exons. The record is from RefSeq and is a predicted model, not a curated record.